AUGUAUAACAUACGCAAGAAAAGCCAGAGCCAGAGUCAUCUUGAUGAAGGUGGUAAUUCAGAGCUGAGCCAAAGACUGAGAAUACUACACGUAUGCGCCACAGCUUCAUCAGAAAACAUUAUUUUAUCUCCGAGAGCAAGUGUAACCACACCAAUCCGGCUCAAUAGUCCUCACAUGUCUGUAUUAGACUUGAAUACUAUUAACCGUAGUAUUGUCAAUGGGCCACAAUAUCAGCAGUCUAGUCUACUGAGUCAUUGUGAGUCGUCUCAACUUGCAAAUGAGACCCAGAUUUUAACUGCUAAUGCACCCACAACUGCACCCACAACUGCAACCUCAACCUCAACCUCAACAAUAACAAUAAAUAAUCCAACACCUACACAUUUUACUCAAAUGCCACACUUGACAAAUUUGGAAAAUGAAGUUGAGUCAAUAACUUCACCACCUCCUUUAUACCCAUCAACUCCUAAUUCAGUGGGUUUAGACCUUGAGGUUAUGCCGACUUCAUCAUUGUUUGAUUUACCUACUCUUGUACAUAAAUGGACUCAUCGAUAUUCCAUAUUAUGCUGUAUUGCAUCACCCAAGAAUAACUUACUAUUUGGUGGAACUCAGGAUGGGAAAGUCUUGGUAUUUGAUAUGUUGACAUAUAGUUUGAAAAUGGAGAUCAAUCGAGAUGGGAAAGGAGUAGGAGUAGGAGCAGGAGUAGGAGCAGGAGAAGCAGGAGAAGCAGAAACAGAAACAGAAGUAGAAGCAGAGGCAGAGGAUGAGAGUCAUCAUAUAAAUUCGGUCUUGACAAUGACUUUGAAUAAGAACGAAGAUAUUCUAUUCAUUGGCGGUUCGGACUCCUUGGUCAAAGUAUACAGCAUUAAGAAUGGAUUUAUAUGCACACAUGUCAUUUACUCCUUAGUGGAUAUUGGUGAUAUAUUCUCCCUUGUAUGGUGCGAAAAGUCUCAAACUAUAUAUAUUGGUGCACAAAACGCAAGUAUACUAUGGUGCAAAGUUGGUAAGAAUGAAGAUAUAAAACACGCCAGAAAUUUAGAAAACUUGCCUAGGUUUAGAUACGAUAAGUUUUUUGAUUCAAAGGGACCGGGUGGAUCUCAGAAUACCUUACAAACGAAACACGAAUUGCUCAGAAAAAGAAGUAACGCAACAGCAGAGAUCAAACAUAAUAGCAACGAUGGGAAAAAUGGAGGAUCACGAAUACAGAAAUUUGUAGAGUCUAAACAUGAAGAUAUCGUUAGAUUUGCACAUAAUGGGUACGUUUAUUGUUUGGAAAUUGUCGUUGAUACAGUUAUUGGACAUUUCGAUGAGUGCACAUACCUCAUUUCAGGGGGCGGCGAUGGAGUUGUGAAUAUUUGGUCAAUGGGGAAAACUUUAACCAAAUUAACAUCUUUACAAAAUGACGAGUCUGUUUUAUCAAUGACCAUUCAAAAUUCAUUGUUGUAUGUGGGAUUAGGAGACUCUUUUAUUAAUGUCUGGGACUUGAUGACAUUGCAAAUGAUUAGAUCUUUUCAAUUUGAAGAUUGUGGUAUGAAUGAGGUAUUGAGUAUUGGAGUUCACAAUGACUCUUUGUUCAAAGCAUGCACUACUUCAGGAUUGGUCAAACUCACAAUGAAGUAUAAGGACGUUUCAAACAGCGUUUUAAUGAGUCGUCAACUGGAGGAUGGCGUUACCAAUACAGUAUCUAUAUUCAGGGCUAAUAAUGAGACGUAUUUACUUGCGGGUGGGAACAAAUCGUUGACUUUGUGGAACAUUUCCGAAAAAGAUGAUAGUAAUGAAGAACUUAUACAAAGUACUACAACAAGUAACCUGAGUAAAUGCACUCGACUAACAGAUAAUGACCUUUUGUCAAUGUUAAAGAAGUAUAUUUCUUACAAGACCAUUAGCAAAAAUCCCGAAUUAUACCUAGAGGAUAGUCGUCAUUGUGCACAAUUCUUAUCCAAGUUAUUGAAUAAUUUUGGUGCUUAUCAGACUAAAUUACUACCCGUGCAUCAUGGUAAUCCAAUAGUAUUUUCCGAGUUCAAAAGAAAUGCCAAUGUCAAAACAAAUGGCGAAAGAAGAGUAGAAAGGGUUUUGUUUUAUGCACAUUAUGAUGUUGUCGACGCGACUCGACACGAGGCUAAGGAUUGGAGUACUAAUCCGUUUUUAUUGACUGCAAAAGAGGGUAAUCUAUAUGCACGAGGAGUAAGUGACAACAAGGGUCCCACGUUAGCUGCGAUAUAUGCUGUUGCAGAGCUUUAUUCAAAGGAAGAAUUGAGCUGUGAUGUUGUGUUCGUUAUAGAAGGUGAAGAAGAAUGUGGAUCCAUUGGGUUUCAAGAAGUGAUUCAGCAGCAUAAAUCAAGUAUAGGAGAUAUAGAUUGGGUUCUACUUAGUAAUUCAUACUGGUUGGAUGAUAUUACGCCGUGCUUGAACUAUGGAUUAAGAGGUGUAAUUAAUGCAAACGUUACUAUUAAAUCGGAUAGACCCGAUAGACACUCGGGAGUUGAUGGGGGUAUUAGUCGAGAACCUGUAAUGGAUAUGAUGCACGUCCUCAGUACAUUAAUGGAUCCGAUUACACAAGAAAUUAAAAUUGAUGGCUUUUAUAAUGAUAUUCUUCCGUUGACUCAGGCUGAGCAAGAGUUGUAUAACCAGAUCAAACAAAUGUCCAACACAGCGAUUGAUGUUGAUGUACUCAAAUCUAAGUGGAGACAACCAUCACUAACUAUACACAAGAUUCAAGUUUCUGGACCGAAUAAUAAUACUGUUAUUCCCCAAGUUGUUAAAGCAACAAUAUCAAUGCGUAUCGUACCGAAUCAAGAUCUUUCGAUAAUCAAGCAGAAGUUAAUUGACCAUUUAAAUAUUAAAUUUAACCAACUUAAAUCCGAUAAUCAUUUGCAAGUUGAGAUAUUUCAUGAAGCGGAGCCGUGGUUAGGGAAUCCCAAGAAUAAAGUUUACCUGAUACUUUACAAGAAAAUCCAGCACCAUUGGCAACAAGAGCCAUUAUUCAUUAGAGAAGGAGGAUCAAUUCCUUCAGUGAGGUUUUUAGAGAAAUGUUUUAACGCACCAGCGGCUCAAAUACCGUGCGGACAAUCAAGUGACAAUGCGCAUUUAAAAGAUGAGAAAUUGAGAGUGGUUAAUUUAUUCAAAUUGAGGAGUAUUUUAGCUGAUACAUUAAGAGAAAUCGGAUCUUGA
Messenger RNA from Lodderomyces oxycetoniae, 3168 nucleotides. Its product is annotated as glutamine amidotransferase subunit. Gene Ontology annotation, biological process: proteolysis; glutathione catabolic process. NCBI's taxonomy places the organism in Eukaryota, Fungi, Ascomycota, Pichiomycetes, Serinales, Debaryomycetaceae. The record is from RefSeq and is a predicted model, not a curated record. Gene Ontology annotation, molecular function: protein binding; peptidase activity. The transcript has a single exon. Bases 1 to 3168 code for a protein of 1055 amino acids.